Messenger RNA from Cyprinus carpio (common carp), 952 nucleotides. RefSeq names its product protein NLRC3-like. Gene Ontology annotation, molecular function: protein binding. The transcript has 2 exons. NCBI's taxonomy places the organism in Eukaryota, Metazoa, Chordata, Actinopteri, Cypriniformes, Cyprinidae. The record is from RefSeq and is a predicted model, not a curated record. Bases 23 to 952 code for a protein of 309 amino acids.
UGUUUCCUGGGAUAAAGAUGCCAUGCUUUCACUGGGGAGACUGGCAUUUCAUCAGUUGCAAAGAAACAAUCUGCUCUUUUAUGACACAGAUUUGGAAUCCUGUGGUAUUGAUGCCUCCCAAGCAUCAGUGUAUUCAAGCAUGUGUACCCAGAUGUUUAAGGAGGAAAGAGGGAUCAUUCUUGGUACCACUUUCUGCUUUGUUCAUUUGAGCAUUCAAGAGUUUAUUGCAGCCCUUUAUGCACAUCUGUUUCUAGACAUCAACAAGAAAAGUGUGUUUGAUCAUCAUGCAUCUACAGAACAGGAAAACAAAAAUGAAACCAUGAUUGAUUUGCUCAAGACCGCAGUGGACAAGGCACUCGAGAGUAAAACUGGACACCUGGACCUUUUCCUUCGCUUCCUUCUUGGUCUGUCACUCCAGACCAAUCGUCCUCUCUUGCGAGGUCUGUUAACACAGCAAGAUGGCAACGACAAAAACUACAAUGAAAUAGUUCAGUACAUCAAGGAGAAAUUAGAAGAUAAGAAGAUGUCUCCAGAGAGAUCCAUCAAUCUGUUCUACUGUCUGAAUGAACUGAACGACCAAACUCUGGUGAAAGAGAUUCAGACUCAGCUUAGAGAAGGAAGUCUUUCAUCUGGUGAUCUUUCACCUGCCCAUUGGUCUGCUGUGGCCUUCGUUUUGUUGACAUCAGAGGAGGAGAUGGAGGAGUUUGACCUUCAGAAGUUUAAGAAAUCAGACGAGUGUCUCUUUAGGCUAUUGGAAGUUUUAAAAAUCUCCCAAAGAGCUCUGUUAAAUGAUUGUGACUUAACAGAUGAGAGCUGUUUAAAUUUGGCUAAAGCUCUCGGAUCAGAUAACAAUCUGAUAGAGCUGAAUAUGAGCAAUAAUAAUAUACAGGAUUCAGGAGUGAAGCAGCUCUGCAUUGGACUGGAGUCGUGUAAAUUGGAGAUACUGAAGUAA